AUGUCGGCGCCCAGAUCCGGCGCGCGUCCAAUCCCUCCCCGCGGGCCCCGACCUCCUGUGGGACGACUAGCUAGUCUAAAACCUCCUAAUUCAACACCUAUCAAUCGUCCAACAGCUAUUGGACGUCCUCAGCCACCACGUCCAACGACUCACCCUAAGACUUCAAAUUGUCCAAAUCCGGGAUGCCCUGCUCCCCACAUUGUGGAUGACGGAGGUGUCAAGGUCUGCACGGGCUGUGGUACAGUUAUCAGCGAGAAUAACAUUGUUUCUGAAGUCACAUUCGGCGAAUCCUCGUCCGGUGCAGCUGUUGUGCAGGGAUCUUUCGUCGGAGAAGAUCAGACCCAUGUACGCAGCUAUGGUCCAGGUUUUCAGCGCGGGGGUGCCAUGGAGAGCCGGGAAAUGACCGAACAAAAUGGAAACCGAUAUAUGCUCCAACUUUCUCGAGCUUUGACUAUCCCGGAAAGUGCAACUAAAGCUGCUGGUCAGGUCUUCAAGCUUGCAGUCGGACUAAACUUUAUUCAGGGUCGUCGCACCAAAACGGUAGCUGCGGUAUGCUUGUACAUCGCAUGUCGUCGCCAAAAUGGUAAUACCGUCAUGUUGAUUGAUUUUGCCGAUGUAUUGAUGAUUAACGUCUUCAAACUCGGUCGUACAUACAAGGCGCUUCUGGAUGAACUCCGCCUAGGUGGCAACGUCUUUCUCAUGAACCCAAUCGACCCCGAAAGUUUAAUUUAUCGUUUCGCCAAGCAGCUCGAAUUCGGACCUUCUCUCAUGGCGGUCGCUGGCGAGGCAGUCCGCAUCGUUCAACGAAUGAACCGUGACUGGAUGACCACCGGUCGACGCCCAGCUGGUCUCUGUGGCGCGGCACUGAUUCUUGCCGCGCGCAUGAAUAACUUCCGCCGAACCGUGCGUGAAGUCGUCUAUAUCGUCAAAGUAACGGAAACUACUAUCAGCCAGCGUUUGAACGAGUUCGGUUCCACCGAGAGUGGUGAAUUAACCGUUGAUCAAUUCCGUUCAGUCCAAUUAGAGAACACUCAUGAUCCCCCAUCAUUCACUCGCGGGCGAGAGGGCCGGAAAAUUCGUGUCAAGAAUAUGCCAGAGACUGCGGCGGAACUUGAAGACGACGGCACUCCAGCCGAAAGUGAAGCAGAAUCAGUGCAGCCGCAUCGCGUAGAUGCCGAUGGUUUCGCUAUUCCCAAUCUCCCCAUCGACCCGGCAUUGACAGCAAAUGGUCACGGUCGACGUCCAUCAGUAAUUGCCAAGGCAGUGAAUGACGUCGUUGAAGAUAUCAAAAACGAGCCCACACACUCCAAGGGCAAGGGCAAGCGACAACCCACACCAGAACCCUCUGCCGAGCAGGUCGCAUCUGAAGCGGCGCUAGAGGAUGAAAUGCGCUCUAUGCUUGCGCAAGGUUCAACUAUGAUUGAGAGCAUGGGCUCCGACCAACCGCCGCGGCCCACCGUUUCAGACAGCGCUGAAAUCGACGCUGCCGAGUUCGAAGAUGACCCUGAAGUCGCCAAUUGUCUCCUAGCGCCUGCUGAAGUCGAGAUCAAGGAGUCAAUUUGGGUAACAGAAAACAAGGAGUACCUCCGUACCCAACAAGCAAAAGCCCUAAAGCGGGCCCUGGAAGAGGCAACCGGAGGAGGCGCCCCUCGCAAACCACGCAAGCGUCGCCGUGGCCGCCUUGGCGAUGUUACCUAUCUGGAGGGCGAAGGCUCAGAAGGCGGCAGGUCUCGUGCCGCGACACCGGCUGAGGCGACACGUCGUAUGCUCGAGCGCCGAGGUUACAGUAAGAAGAUUAACUACUCUCUCCUGGACACUUUGUACGGCGGCGAAGGUGCAGACGCAAAAGCACGGAGCAUGAGCCGAAGCCAAAGUCGCAGCCAAAGCGUCCUCUCAAGGCGCAGCGCCAGCAUCGAGCCAGAAACAGCCUCACGAUCCCGGCGUGCAACUCCCGCAGAUGCCAAAUUCGAUUCCAAAUUCAUCCGUCCUACUUCUACUACACCAUUACCUACUCCGCCAUCUACCAUUCCAAACAUGACUCAGGACGCAAAACCAGCCAUGAUCAAUGAUCCGCUCGUGGAUAAGAUCGAGGCAGAGCCUGAGGACGAGGAUGAAGAUGAAGAUGAUUAUGACGACGACGAGAAGGACGAUGGCGUCGACGACGCAUUUGCCGGCAAUUACGAAAGUGACUAUGAUUAUGGCGAUGACGAUGACUGA
Messenger RNA from Penicillium griseofulvum, 2217 nucleotides. RefSeq names its product transcription factor TFIIIB subunit BRF1. The record is from RefSeq and is a predicted model, not a curated record. Gene Ontology annotation, cellular component: nucleus; transcription preinitiation complex; transcription factor TFIIIB complex. Gene Ontology annotation, biological process: DNA-templated transcription initiation; transcription preinitiation complex assembly; transcription by RNA polymerase III. NCBI's taxonomy places the organism in Eukaryota, Fungi, Ascomycota, Eurotiomycetes, Eurotiales, Aspergillaceae. Gene Ontology annotation, molecular function: TBP-class protein binding; RNA polymerase III type 3 promoter sequence-specific DNA binding; RNA polymerase III general transcription initiation factor activity. The transcript has a single exon. The coding region runs from base 1 to 2217 and encodes 738 amino acids.